AUGUCUGAACGGGCUUCGGCUCCAUCGGCCAGCAAUGGCAGCCCGCCGCCAGACGAUAUGGCAGCUGAGCUCGAGUCUUUUGUCCAGCCGCUGCUUAUCGACGAUGGCGUGGUUCAUGACUUGGCCUAUCAGUUCUCAAAGGUUUACCAGGAACUUGCCCUCCACUCCGAAGAACAAUUUCUCCCGACGCCGGUGACUGAGCUACCUUCGGGCCACGAGACAGGUCAAUUCCUCGCCAUCGACGUCGGCGGCACCAACUUGCGUGUCGCUUUCAUCGAGUUACUGGGUGAUGCUGAUGACCUUGCAUCGUCCGCCCAGGGCCCGGACAAGUCACGUGAGACCAUCAGAAACGCACAACGACCGCGCGUGCGGCGGACUUUAGAGAAGGCCUGGCCCAUUGGUGAACAUCUGAAAAUGGACAAGACCGAGGAUCUUUUUGCCUGGAUUGGCGAUUGUAUUGCGGAAGUCGUGGGGGACCGACUUGGUUCAGAUAUUGGCAGAGUCGCUGUCCCCGAGGAGCUCCCAAUGGGCAUCACUUUCAGCUUUCCCAUGAAGCAAGAGAAGCUCGACUCGGCGACACUGAUGCCCAUGGGCAAAGGCUUCACGAUAACGUCCGACCUGGAUCUAGGUUCCACCUUGCUGCAAGGCUACGCUCGACAUACUAGACAACAACAAAGUAACGACUCCUCCCCACGAGCAAAGAGGAGGAAACUUGGUCCGCUCCCCCGACUGAAGAUUGCUGCCAUCACCAACGACACUAUUGCAACUCUUGCAUCAUUAGCAUACAGCGUCAAGUCGUUGCCAAAUUCUCGCGUUGUUGCAGGCAUCAUUGUCGGAACCGGUUGUAACGCCACGGUUCCCAUGAAAUUCUCAAGCUUGGGCGCGGCUAAGGUUGACCCGAUCCGCAAGAACAAGCCAGAAGCGACCCAGACCGUUGUCAAUACCGAAAUCACAAUCGCUGGAGCCUGUGGGCCACUACGAUCCAUCACAACCGAGUGGGAUCGUGAAUUAGACGCAGCUUGUGCACGGCCGGGCUUCCAACCUCUUGAGUACAUGACUGGAGGUAGGUAUAUAGGAGAGCUCGUGCGCAUCAUAUUCUACGACUACAUGACGAGAGCACAUAAGCCGCCGGUUCCAUCAACCUCACUCCCCGCUACUAUCGUCCAUCCAUACAGCUUCACAACAACCUUUGUCAGCGCGGUACUGGGACGAGCACGGUCGGAUGCAGAAUUAGCGGGAGACUUGAAGCGUCGAAUUCCACCGCCAGAAUCAUCUAAUUGGGGAUGGACGCUACAUUCGGCUGGAGCCUUGCGCAGAAUUGCGCAUCUCGUCCAAGUCCGUUCUGCGGGACUCAUUGCCGCCACGACUGUAGGCCUCCUUGCUACCGUCGGCGAAAUUGCGUUGUCCGAACCAGGCAGCCCUGCCUCACUUCCUGAUGCGGUGUUCACAUCAGAUAGCAGACCUUCAUCUCCAAAGAACAGUCAUCUAGCGCUACCGUCGAAUGACGUGCGCGAUGGGCUCUCGCCUGCUCCAGGUGCCACAGCCUGGAAAUCGGGGCCGGAAGAACUGGUCAUUGCUUAUACUGGAGGAAUUAUUCAGCAUUACCCCAACUUUAAAGAACAAUGUCAGCGAUUCAUCGACCGGCUCGUGAUGCGAGCAGGUCCUCAAGACGGCGGCAAAAGUGUAUUUUUGCGUGAAGCUCGCGACGGUGGUAUCAUCGGCGCAGGUGUUUUGGCAGGGCAACAGGCUUCGUUGUCGUCGCGUUAG
Molecule: messenger RNA, 1767 nt
Organism: Exophiala spinifera
Lineage: Eukaryota; Fungi; Ascomycota; Eurotiomycetes; Chaetothyriales; Herpotrichiellaceae
Exons: 2
Coding region: 1-1767 (588 amino acids)
Biological process (GO): intracellular glucose homeostasis; glucose 6-phosphate metabolic process; glycolytic process
Cellular component (GO): mitochondrion; cytosol
Molecular function (GO): glucokinase activity; mannokinase activity; D-glucose binding
Source: RefSeq, a predicted model, not a curated record